AUGGAGCUCAUAGAGCUUGAGUUACCUCCAACCAUAAAAGUUCUUAAUGGAAUUAAAAAAGAAGCUAGCAUCGCCGCUGCUUUGCGUGAGCUGGAAACUCUAAGACUGCGUUGUUCUCUGCAAGAGGAAACCAUCAAUAAUGUACCAGCUUCAUUGUGUGUGGCUGCUAAUCUCAUCCUUCCCAGGUUGGCAGUGGUUGAUCAGAAGCAUCAAAAAGAGCUUUGUGAGCUACAAGCAGAGAACAAGAACCAGAAAGAAGCUUUAGAGAAACACAUUGCAACAGAGUUGCUCAAUAACUCCACUAUUAAACAGCUGGAAGAAAAGCUGCAGGGAUACCAGCAGGAGGUGACUGCGAGCAAGGAGCGGCUCGCUGCACAAGAACAGGCAUCCAGGAGCGCGAUGGCCCAGAUCCAGAAGGACUUGACCCUUCGCUUGGAGCAGGCCAAUAAGCGAUGCGAGGAAGAUCGUAAGGAAGAGGCCAUGGUCAUGAAGUACGUGCGUGGGGAGAAGGAAGCGCUGGACCUGCGCAAGGACAAGGAGGGACUGGAGAAGAAGCUGCGUGAAAGUAUAAAGGAAAUGGAGAAGUUCACGGCCAGGGUGAAGCUGCUGACCCAGGAGAAAGGGCGUCUGGGCACUCUCUAUGAAGCCAGGGAUGGAGAUGUUCACAAACUGAACAAGGAAAUCGAGAAACAAAAAGAAGAAAUCAACUCUCGUGCCUCCAAAAUAAAAUGGGCCCAAAACAAGCUCAAAAGUGAGCUGGACUCUCACAAGGAAACCAAAGAGAAGCUACGGGAAACAACUGCCAAACUCUCAGAAGCAAGAGAAGAGACUGAACAAAUCCGAAUGAACUGUCAGGAGAUGAUCAAGACCUAUCAGGAGUCGGAGGAGAUCAAGUCCAACGAGCUGGACGUGCGUCUGCGUGUGACGGAGGGCGAGCUGCGGAAAAGGAGAGAGGAGCAGAACGACUACAUGGAGAUCCAUGGGGCUAAGAUCAAGGAGCUUGAGCACCUCAAAAGGAACUUUAAAGAAGGCAUGGAUGAGCUGCGAACCCUGAGGACAAAGGUGAAGUGUCUUGAGGAGGAGAGGAUACGCACCGAGGAGGAGUUGGCCAAGUACCGGGAGAUCAUCAACCGGCAGAAGGCAGAGAUCCAGGAGCUGCAGGAGGGUGUGCGCGCAGCUGACCGCCUCCAAGAGCAGAUAGACAGCGAUGAACAGGAGCAGGCAGUUCUUCGCGAGGAGUUGGCGGGCCUGAACUGCCUUGUGGCCGACCUGCGGGUGGACAUCGCCGGUAGCCGUGAGCGCGAGGCCGAGCUGCUGGCCUUUGCCGAGCGACUCGCCAGCAAAAACGCACAGCUACAGUCCGACAGCAACGGCCUGCAGGCAAGUGUGGAUCGACUGGAGGCCUGCGAGCGCAAGCUGAUGCAGGAACUACAAACGCAGGGCCAGGCCAAGGAAGCACUGGCUGAAGAGUUGGGGGUGGUGAAGAAGCAGCUGGAGGAGGAACAGCGCCGCCUGGGUGCAGAGCUCACAGAGGCGACCCGUCAGCUAGCACUGCUCCGUACACAGGCGGAUGAGUUGAGGGAUGAGCUGGCCACCCAGAAGCGAAAGCACGCUGCCAACACCAAGGAUAUGAGCAAGCAGCUGAUGCAUGCUCGUAGAAAACUGGAGCAGCUCGAAACUACUCAAGAAGGCAGGGAAUCUGGAGGCAUGGGAAGCCGCUCUAGCUCGUCUGGCUCGCUGAACGUGCGCGCAGGUGGCAGUCGCGACGAGGGCUUUUCGGAGGCGGCGGGCUCCAGCCCCGGCACAGCCGACAGCUUUCCAGAGGUGGACAAGAGCGUGCUCAUAGAGCGCAUCGUACGCCUGCAGAAGACUUUAGCCAAGAAGAACGAGAAAGUGGAAUUCCUGGAAGAUCACAAUCAACAACUCCUCGAAGAGCUGCGCAGGAAGACCAAGAUCAUACACAGUUACAUAAUGCGCGAGGAGUCGGGGGCCCUGUCCUCUGAAGCUUCGGACAUGAGCAAAGCACAGCUUUCGCGCAAGGGAGGCAUCACGUCAGUGUUUUCGUCGCAGCCGGCCGACAGCACCAUGACACUGGAGCUGUCUCUGCAGAUCAACCACAAGCUGCAAGCAGUGCUCGAGGACACAGUCCUCAAGAACAUCACCCUCAAGGAAAACAUGCAGACCCUUGGUAAAGAGAUUGAAAGACUCACAAAGCUUAUAGAAGAACAUCAGACAAAGAAUCAACCCUAA
Callorhinchus milii (elephant shark) is the source of this 2250-nucleotide messenger RNA. RefSeq names its product coiled-coil domain-containing protein 186-like. Gene Ontology annotation, biological process: vesicle cytoskeletal trafficking. The record is from RefSeq and is a predicted model, not a curated record. Lineage: Eukaryota; Metazoa; Chordata; Chondrichthyes; Chimaeriformes; Callorhinchidae. Gene Ontology annotation, cellular component: trans-Golgi network. Gene Ontology annotation, molecular function: small GTPase binding.